Aureobasidium vineae is the source of this 1470-nucleotide messenger RNA. The record is from the annotation of a GenBank genome assembly. Lineage: Eukaryota; Fungi; Ascomycota; Dothideomycetes; Dothideales; Saccotheciaceae.
AUGGCCGAAACAAUCACUACAAUCUCACCUAUCACCAACAAGGGUAUCAUCGAGCGCAAAGGGCUCAGCGACUCGGAGCUCAGCAACUUGGCGAGCAGAUCGGCUGAAGCCUUCAAGUCCUACAAGAAGACAUCGUUGGACGAACGCAAGAACUAUGUCAAGAAGGCUCUCGAAAUCAUCACUUCCAAGCAAGAUGAGCUGGCCAAGGAGAUCACCGAGCAAAUGGGACGCCCAAUCGCAUACACUGCUGUCGAGGUGAAGACGGCCGUCGCUCGUGGCGAGUACCUGCUCAAGAUUGCAGAAGACGCCCUCUCAGACACCCCUGGCGAGCCACAGGAAGGCUUCAAGCGCUUCGUUCGCAAGGUGCCUCUUGGUCCCGUUCUUGUGCUCUUCCCAUGGAACGUGAGUCUCGGCUGUAUCUCGUCCGAUCUGGCCAAUGUCAUGCUAACCGCUCAUCCAAUUCCAGNNUACCCAUACCUAACUCUUGUCAACUCAAUCGUUCCCGCUCUUCUCUCAGGCAACACUGUCAUCAUCAAGCCUUCGCCGCAAACACCAACCAUUGCCGAACAAGUCGUUUCUGCAUUCAACCAAGCCGGCCUUUCCAAGGACGUCAUCCAGUACUUCCACUGCGGUGACUUCCAGAAGAUUGAGAAGCUCGUCAAGAACCCAGAUAUCCAGCUUGUCUGUUUCACCGGCUCCGUUGCUGGUGGUCUUGCCGUUCAGAAGGCCGCAAGCGACAGAGUGGACUCGAGAGUUGGUCUCGAGCUGGGUGGAAAGGAUCCAGCAUACAUCAGACCCGAUGUCGAUCUGGCAUGGGCCGCCGAAGAGAUUGUUGACGGUGCCGUUUUCAACUCUGGACAAAGCUGUUGCAGUAUCGAGCGCGUCUAUGUCAAUGAGAAGGUUCACGACGACUUUGUCAAGGAGGUACAAAAGGUCUUGGCCAACUACAAGCUGGGCGAUCCGUUUGACAAGUCCACACACGUCGGCCCUGUCGUUUCCAAGCGCUCUGCCGAGACCAUCCGCGCUCACGUCAAGGAUGCUAUCUCCAAGGGUGCUCAGGAUAUGACCNCUGAGAACUCGUCUUUCGAGUCACCGCCAGCUGACGGAAACUACGUGGCUCCUGUUCUCCUUACCAAUGUCUCUCACAAGAUGGAUGUCAUGACCGAGGAGACUUUCGGCCCUGUUAUUCCUGUCAUGAAGGUCAAGGAUGAUGCCGAAGCCAUUAAAUGGAUGAAUGACAGCCAAUUUGGCUUGACUGCCAGCAUCUGGACAAAGGAGACCGAAAAGGGUUACGAGCUUGCCGACGAUGUUGAAGCUGGAACCGUCUUCGUCAAUAGAUGCGACUAUCCUGCUCCCGACCUUGCAUGGGUCGGAUGGAAAGACUCUGGCAAGGGACAGACCCUGUCAAAAUUCGGUUUUGAUCAAUUUUCCAGGCUUAAGAGCUACCACAUCAAGAACUACCCGAAAUAA